Messenger RNA from Phyllostomus hastatus (greater spear-nosed bat), 3137 nucleotides. It is a transcript of the gene ENPP2, whose product is annotated as ectonucleotide pyrophosphatase/phosphodiesterase 2. The coding region runs from base 120 to 2708 and encodes 862 amino acids. Gene Ontology annotation, molecular function: nucleic acid binding; scavenger receptor activity; polysaccharide binding. The record is from RefSeq and is a predicted model, not a curated record. Gene Ontology annotation, biological process: estrous cycle; immune response; phosphatidylcholine catabolic process. The transcript is spliced from 25 exons. NCBI's taxonomy places the organism in Eukaryota, Metazoa, Chordata, Mammalia, Chiroptera, Phyllostomidae.
GUCAACUUCCCAGGUGGGAUUUCUUGUAGUUAAUAGACGGAGCUCAGAGCCCCAAAAAGCAGUGCAUUCAGUGGAGGCAGAGAACACACUGCAAAAAGCCUUUCCCAGAACACGCUGUCAUGGCCCGGAGCGGCACGUUCCAGGCACAUCAGGUGAUAUCUCUGUUCACUUUUGCUAUCGGAGCCAACAUCUGCUUGGGAUUCACAGCACAUCGAAUUAAGAGGGCAGAAGAAUGGGAUGAAGGCCCUCCGACAGUGUUAUCAGACUCCCCCUGGACCAACACCUCCGGAUCUUGUAAGGGCCGAUGCUUCGAACUUCAAGAAGUUGGACCUCCUGAUUGUCGCUGUGACAACCUGUGUAAGAGCUACAGCAGUUGCUGCCAUGACUUUGAUGAGCUUUGUCUGAAGACAGCUGGCGGCUGGGAGUGCACGAAGGACAGAUGCGGAGAAGUCAGAAACGAAGACAAUGCAUGCCACUGCUCAGAGGACUGCUUGGCCAGGGGAGACUGCUGCACCAACUACCAAGUGGUUUGCAAAGGAGAGUCACACUGGGUGGAUGAUGACUGUGAGGAAAUCAAGACACCAGAAUGCCCUGCAGGGUUUGUCCGCCCUCCAUUAAUCAUCUUCUCCGUGGAUGGCUUCCGUGCCUCAUACAUGAAGAAAGGCAGCAAGGUCAUGCCUAACAUCGAAAAACUCAGGUCUUGUGGUACUCACUCUCCUUACAUGAGGCCUGUGUACCCGACGAAGACGUUCCCCAACUUGUACACCUUGGCCACUGGGCUGUAUCCAGAAUCACAUGGAAUUGUUGGCAAUUCAAUGUACGAUCCUGUAUUUGAUGCCGGUUUCCAUCUUCGAGGGAAAGAGAAGUUUAAUCACAGAUGGUGGGGAGGCCAACCACUAUGGAUUACGGCCGCCAAGCAAGGGGUGAAAGCUGGGACAUUCUUCUGGUCUGUGAUCAUCCCUCACGAGCGGAGAAUAUUAACCAUACUGCAGUGGCUGUCCCUGCCAGACAACGAAAGGCCUUCGGUCUAUGCCUUCUAUUCCGAGCAACCUGAUUUCUCUGGACACAAAUAUGGCCCUUUUGGCCCUGAGAUGACAAAUCCUCUGAGGGAAAUUGACAAAACAGUGGGGCAAUUAAUGGACGGACUGAAACAGCUGAAGCUGCAUCGCUGUGUAAACGUCAUCUUUGUUGGGGACCAUGGAAUGGAAGAUGUCACAUGUGAGAGAACUGAGUUUUUGAGCAAUUACCUGACGAACGUGGACGACAUCAUUUUAGUGCCUGGAGCUCUAGGAAGAAUUCGAUCCAAACCUAAUAAUGCUAAAUAUGACCCUAAAGCCAUCAUUGCUAAUCUCACGUGUAAAAAACCAGAUCAGCACUUUAAGCCUUACAUGAAACAGCACCUUCCCAAGCGCUUGCACUAUGCCAACAACAGAAGAAUCGAGGACAUCCAUUUGUUGGUGGAACGCAGGUGGCAUGUUGCAAGGAAACCUUUGGAUGUUUAUAAGAAACCAUCGGGAAAAUGUUUCUUCCAGGGAGACCAUGGAUUUGAUAACAAGGUCAACAGCAUGCAGACUGUUUUCGUAGGUUAUGGCCCGACAUUUAAGUACAAGACCAAGGUGCCUCCAUUUGAAAACAUCGAACUUUACAAUGUUAUGUGCGAUCUCCUGGGAUUGAAGCCAGCUCCUAACAAUGGGACGCACGGAAGUCUGAAUCACCUGCUGCGUACGAACACCUUCAGGCCCACCAUGCCGGAGGAAGUCACCAGGCCCAGUUACCCAGGGAUCAUGUACCUGCAGUCUGAUUUCGACCUGGGCUGCACCUGUGAUGAUAAGGUAGAGCCAAAGAACAAAUUGGAUGAACUCAACAAGCGCCUUCAUGUAAAAGGGUCUACAGAAGAGAGACACCUCCUCUACGGACGGCCUGCAGUGCUUUAUCGGACUCAAUAUGAUAUCUUAUAUCAUACUGAUUUUGAAAGCGGUUACAGUGAGAUAUUCCAAAUGCCACUCUGGACGUCAUACACCGUUUCCAAACAGGCUGAGGUCUCUGGCAUCCCCGAGCACUUGACCAACUGCGUCCGGCCCGAUGUUCGUGUUUCUCCGAGUUUCAGUCAGAGCUGUUUGGCCUACAAAAAUGAUAAACAGAUGUCUUAUGGAUUCCUCUUCCCUCCUUACCUGAGCUCUUCACCAGAAGCUAAAUAUGAUACAUUCCUUGUAACCAAUAUGGUCCCAAUGUAUCCUGCUUUCAAACGAGUCUGGAAUUACUUCCAAAGGGUAUUGGUGAAGAAAUACGCUUCAGAAAGGAAUGGAAUUAACGUGAUAAGCGGACCCAUUUUUGACUACGACUUCGAUGGCUUGCAUGACACACAGGACAAAAUCAAACAGCACGUGGAAGGCAGCUCCAUUCCCGUUCCAACUCACUACUACAGCAUCCUCACCAGCUGCCUGGACUUCACUCAGCCUGCGGACAAGUGCGACGGCCCCCUCUCCGUCUCCGCGUUCAUCCUUCCGCACAGACCCGACAACGAUGAGAGCUGCAACAGCUCAGAGGAUGAGUCGAGAUGGGUGGAAGAGCUCAUCAAGAUGCACACAGCACGCGUGCGAGACAUAGAACAUCUCACCAGCCUGGAUUUCUUCCGGAAGACCAGCCGCAGCUACUCAGAAAUUCUGGCGCUAAAGACGUACCUGCAUACGUACGAGAGCGAGAUCUAACGUUCUGCUCCUCCACAGGGCCGUCUUGUCAACUGGUGUAUAUUUUUAUAUUGUGUUUGUAUUUAUUAAUUUGAAACCAGGACAUUACAAAAUGUUAGUGUUUUAAUCCUGUACCAAAUCUUACGUAUUAUGCCUGAAUGACUCCACUGUUUUUCUCUAAUGCUUGGUCUAGGUAGCCUCGUGCUCUGCGUAGAGCUUGUAAUAAAUACUGCAGCUUGUGUUUUUUAGUGGGAGCUUCUAAAUGGUGCUGCAGACUUGAGAUUUGUAUGGAAGAAAUACUAAUUUUCCAAUGCACAGUUACGACAUUUAGUCCUGUACUGUAUUGAAAUACUGAUUUUGUAAAGUUGCAUUUAUUUACUGUUAAUUAUGACAGACGUAUUUAAGCCUUAUAAACCAAUCUUAAAUAUAAUAAAUCACACAUCCAGUUUU